Messenger RNA from Cuscuta campestris, 1085 nucleotides. The record is from the annotation of a GenBank genome assembly. NCBI's taxonomy places the organism in Eukaryota, Viridiplantae, Streptophyta, Magnoliopsida, Solanales, Convolvulaceae.
AUUAUAAAUAAAUAUAUCAAAUCUCCCUCCCUGCAUUCCAUUUUCCACAAUUAUCAGUAUUAUUAUCAUUUAUCAUUGGAUUAAUUACUUAAUUUCUCUCAUGCGACAAUGGAGCACCAAGAAGGAGGAGAACUCGGGAUCAAAAUACAGAACGACCAACCCUUUCCGGCGGAGGCACCGACGGGAGGCCGGAAGAAGCGGACGGUGGCGGCCGGGGUACAGAAAACACUCUCGAAGACAUCGCUGCUGGUGAACUUCCUCCCGACGGGGACGCUACUGACGUUCGAGAUGGUCCUCCCCAGCGUGUACGNAUUAUCAGUAUUAUUAUCAUUUAUCAUUGGAUUAAUUACUUAAUUUCUCUCAUGCGACAAUGGAGCACCAAGAAGGAGGAGAACUCGGGAUCAAAAUACAGAACGACCAACCCUUUCCGGCGGAGGCACCGACGGGAGGCCGGAAGAAGCGGACGGUGGCGGCCGGGGUACAGAAAACACUCUCGAAGACAUCGCUGCUGGUGAACUUCCUCCCGACGGGGACGCUACUGACGUUCGAGAUGGUCCUCCCCAGCGUGUACGGCAAGGGGCAGUGCUCCUCCGUGAGCACCACCAUGAUCCUCGUCCUCCUCGCCAUGUGCGCCCUCUCCUGCUUCUUCUUCCACUUCACUGACAGCUUCCGCGGCGGCCCCGAUGGCCGGAAAGUCUACUACGGCUUCGUCACCCCCCGGGGGCUGGCAGUGUUCAAGAGCGACCCGGGGGUGGAAGUCCCAAAGGACGACCGGUACAAGGUCGGGGUCACCGACUUCGUGCACGCCGUGAUGUCCGUGGUGGUUUUCGCGGCGAUCGCAUUCUCUGACCACCGCGUGACGGACUGCCUGUUCCCCGGCCAUGGGAAGGAGAUGGAUGAAGUGAUGCAGAGCUUCCCGUUGAUGGUGGGGAUAAUUUGCAGUGGACUGUUUCUCGUCUUCCCCAACACUAGAUAUGGUGUUGGUUGCUUGUCCGCCUAAUCAUAUGAUGCAAUAAUAAUAAUAAUAUGCCUAAUUGUUUCUAGUGUUUCUGGUACGCGUAAAACUGUUUCUAAUUGUAUUUUGU